ACCAUAAAAGCUCUAUAUUAAACGGUGUAACUCUAACCUAUAUACAUUUUGAUGGAUUUGUGAUUAUUAAUGGAUAGUUUUAAUAAAUAAACGGAUACUUCCACUAUCAACAUCAAGAUCGAAAUUGUACUGUGACCUAGAUUAGAUCUUGGGUUUUGUGAUCUGUAAUAGUUCUGUCUACAAGCAUGUCAUAAGGAGGCACAUGUAGUUAUAUUGAAUAUUGCUAUUUCUAUUACACUGCAGAUAAACAGAAAUCUCUUUCUAAAUGAAAAAAUGUCAGCUCUACUCUUCUAUACUUUAUUUUAUUUUCUGAUGUCCGGAUGUAUCAUCUAUCCGCCCACGGAAUUUGUCUCAGCAGGGUUGACCGUCAAGGACGUCUUCGCAAAUUGGCUUGGUAGUGAAAAUGAGUUUUUCAUACAGUAUCAUAUUAGGAGGACUGUAGCCACAUUACUUCUACACUCUGCACUACCUCUGGGCUAUGUUCUAGGAUUGCUUUUCUUCGAUCACAUAGAUCCUGGAAAACUAUUGUUAGUGGAUGGAAAUUAUCUUGGACCAUUGAUUGUUCUUUGUGUCACGAUUGGUCCGCUUUAUAUACUGAAUAAAGUCCUCGAGUGGUCAGCACAUGAUUGGGCCACACAUCCAAUAGCGCAAAAUCUAUCUGUGUAUUGUAAUAAUAAUACACCAUGGACAGCUGUUGCUUCGGACAUUAAUACAGAGUAUCGAAGAAUAGAUAAAAUUGUUAUUAUCACAAAUAGCGUAACUCGUGUCGUAGCGACGGACAAUUGGAUUAUUAAAAUCACGCCUUAUAAAUUGCAAGUGGCUCAUCAAAGUGAUGCGACUUUAGUCGUGAAUAAGAGUGACAUACAUUUUAUGUCGCCGACUACGAGAGAUCAAAUACAGUUUAUCAAUAUACAGGUGAAACCUAUGCGAGCUAUGGCACAGGAGUUUGACAUAAGAUUAAAUGCAUUGGAUUUCAAGGAUCUACAGGACAAAGUUUCAAGACCAAUUGCUAUACUGCAUAAUAUAACGUUCCAUAGAACCUUACUCGAUAGAUUUAUCGAUACUUUUAAAGAAGAGGUCGAUAAAAACCCAUUCUACGAUACUGCUGAGGAGUUGGGUCAAUGUAUCGGAUGUAUGCAAGCAUUGUCAAAUAUAAAAUUGAAUAGAUUAUGCAAUAAUGCCGAUAGCAGAGACCUUGACGAUUGCACGACAUGUUAUUGCCGUCCAAUGUGGUGUAUAGAAUGUAUAGCGAAAUGGUUUGCCUCGAGACAAGAUGAGAAUGCACCAGAAACGUGGCUGUCCUCCAAAUGUACCUGUCCUCUCUGCAGAGCACGAUUUUGUGUUUUAGAUGUAUGUCUUGUAAGAAAUCCUAGUAAUUGAUAUCAAAAUGAUAUGCAUUAUUUUGAACUGUUCUUAUGAAAUAAUUCUUAUUUGUAUUAAUUUUAAUACAAUUUUUUUAA
Cyphomyrmex costatus is the source of this 1460-nucleotide messenger RNA. Its product is annotated as E3 ubiquitin-protein ligase TM129. Gene Ontology annotation, molecular function: ubiquitin protein ligase activity. The transcript is spliced from 7 exons. Lineage: Eukaryota; Metazoa; Arthropoda; Insecta; Hymenoptera; Formicidae. The record is from RefSeq and is a predicted model, not a curated record. Gene Ontology annotation, biological process: protein ubiquitination. Gene Ontology annotation, cellular component: membrane; endoplasmic reticulum. The coding region runs from base 274 to 1380 and encodes 368 amino acids.